Messenger RNA from Mytilus trossulus (common blue mussel), 477 nucleotides. RefSeq lists its product as uncharacterized. The record is from RefSeq and is a predicted model, not a curated record. Bases 49 to 477 code for a protein of 142 amino acids. The transcript has 4 exons. Lineage: Eukaryota; Metazoa; Mollusca; Bivalvia; Mytilida; Mytilidae.
UUCAAGACUUUGGUAAAAAAACAUUAACAGAGAACAAUCUUCAUCAAAAUGGCAGUUCGCACUUUUUCGAUUUUCGUCAUCUUUGUUGUUUUUACAACAGUCGGUGCUAACUAUGGAUGUACUAAACGUGGAGGGAAAUGUUCCGAUUCCUAUGACUGUCCUUCAACUGGAGGCGAACAGGAAAAACUUAGAGUAAAAUGUCACCGGGCAAAAGCGUGUUGCAUGUGCUCUGAUACGUGCCUAGAAGGUUCAUAUUGUAUUGCCAGUGACUCUUUGUGUGAUGAAUGCUUCGGCACCGUUGACCCUACUGGUUGUUGUGGGGACAAAGUCUGUUGUACACCAUCCGAAGUGUCUCCAGAAGUCUUUACAAAUUCUCCUGAGCCAAAAUACAUGGGAACUAAAAUAACCGAACGUUUUAAAACAUCAACACAAGGAUCUCAACAAAUUCAAAAGAAAGAUCAUGAUGCAAAAGAAUGA